This is a messenger RNA of Thyridium curvatum, 1020 nucleotides long. RefSeq lists its product as uncharacterized. Bases 1 to 1020 code for a protein of 339 amino acids. Gene Ontology annotation, molecular function: identical protein binding; glucosamine-6-phosphate deaminase activity. Lineage: Eukaryota; Fungi; Ascomycota; Sordariomycetes; Thyridiales; Thyridiaceae. Gene Ontology annotation, biological process: N-acetylneuraminate catabolic process; carbohydrate metabolic process; N-acetylglucosamine catabolic process. The transcript has 3 exons. The record is from RefSeq and is a predicted model, not a curated record. Gene Ontology annotation, cellular component: cytoplasm.
AUGAGACUCAUCGUCCGUGACGAUGCUGCGGCAGCGGCCAACUAUGUCGCCCAAUACAUCCUGAAUAGACUCAAGGAGUUCAAACCAACGGCCGACCGUCCGUUUGUUUUAGGAUUACCUACUGGUAGCAGCCCAGUCGAGGUGUAUAGAAUCCUAGUUGAGCACUACAAAGCGGGAGAUGUCUCCUUCGAGAAUGUGGUCACCUUUAACAUGGACGAGUAUGUCGGCCUCCCGCGCGACCAUCCUCAAAGCUACCAUUCCUUCAUGUGGAAGCACUUCUUCUCGCACGUGAAUAUCCGGCCUUCGAAUGUUCACAUCCUUGACGGAAACGCGCCCGAUCUGGAGGCCGAGUGCGCUCAAUACGAGGCAGCAAUACGAGAUGUGGGUGGUAUUGACCUCUUCCUUGCUGGGAUUGGUGAAGAUGGCCACAUUGCAUUCAAUGAGCCCGGGUCGUCACUAGCUAGCCGGACACGGAUCAAGACCCUCGCAUACGACACCAUUCUGGCAAACUCGCGAUUCUUCAACAAUGAUGUCAACCAGGUGCCCGCCAUGGCUCUCACCGUUGGCGUGCAGACCAUUAUGGACGCCCGUGAGGUCGUGGUCAUCGUGCUUGGUGCGCGCAAAGCCGUUGCGUUGAAGAAGUGUAUCGAGUCUGGCGUGAACCACAUGUGGACGUUGUCCGGCCUUCAGCUACACAAGCAUUCUAUGGUUGUCGCGGAUGAGGACGCUACGCUCGAGCUCCAGGUCAAGACUGUGAGAUACUUCAAGUCUAUCGAAAAGAUCGCCCGGGAGAGAGGCUUCGAGCAAGCUCUUCCAAAAGGGCUUCGGGAUGGGCGAGUGACAGAGCCCACAACCACGAAGAUAAUGGUCAACGGAAUUCAUUCCCCUCUUGCAACGAGAGACUUUGAGGGUCAGAGCUAUCUCCUCCGGGCAAACAACCCAGUUCUCGCGGCACCUUCAUCCAGAUCGGUUACACCUGAGCCUACACUAGAUAACAUGAUGUCUCGUAUCGGUAAUUGA